This is a messenger RNA of Exaiptasia diaphana, 5114 nucleotides long. RefSeq names its product roquin-1. The coding region runs from base 408 to 3554 and encodes 1048 amino acids. Gene Ontology annotation, molecular function: metal ion binding. The transcript has 15 exons. Lineage: Eukaryota; Metazoa; Cnidaria; Anthozoa; Actiniaria; Aiptasiidae. The record is from RefSeq and is a predicted model, not a curated record.
UGGCGUUAUAUAGAAACAGCUAGCAAUGUGAUGAUAACGAAUGGCCGAAGACUUAGCCAAAUAUUCCCAAUUUUUAGGGAUAUCUCAAAAAGCUGUUGACUGGAUGCAAUAGUCGCAUUGUACUUCCAUUGGGAGUGUGUUAAAGCCUUUAAAGACAUUUUUUGUGUGUCGAAUCAACCUGGUUUUUAAUUCCUUUUGCAAAGGAGAACCCAAAGACCGACUUCCUAUCAGGCGCGUUGUUAGUGCUUGUUGUCUGGGGAAUUUUCGCUUUUUUCGAAGCUUGAAGUGUCCACGAAGUUUUUAGACCUCUGGAGACGUGUAUAUAAUAUAUUGUGCUGAAAAUAAGUAUACCCAUGGUAUUUGAUUGUUUCAGUUGGAGACAACUGCUAUAGAUUUUGACAUCUGAGAUGCCAAUCCAAACACCCCAGUGGACGGAGUUUCUAACUUGUCCAAUAUGUUGCAACGAAUUCGAAAAAACCCUCCGCCGUCCUAUCAGCCUAGGAUGCGGACACACAAUGUGCAAAGCUUGUCUAUCRACUUUGCACAAAACCCAAUGUCCUUUUGACCAAGCAUCUGUGAGCAUAGACAUUGACAAAUUGCCUGUGAACACUGCACUGCUAAAGCUAGUUGGUGCUGAAGUCACAGAGGACAAUGUCCCUGACAUUCCAUGCAUACAAGAGAAUAAGAGCAAAUAUSUAACUUCRAUGAGAAAAAUAGAAGAGCUGGCAAUGUUUCUGAAGUCUACGGGAACCACRGCUAAYGGGACCAUGGCAAGUGCUAGCAAUACCAUGAAUGGCAUCACAGGACUUAAUCGGCCAAUGCAAAGAAAACUUGUCAACCUUGUGAACUGCCAACUUGCUGAGGAAGAAGGACGCACACGSGUGAUGAGAGCUGCUAGAAGCUUAGGUGAACGAACUGUCACAGAACUUAUGUUGCUUCAUCAAAAUCCACAGCAGCUUUCGGCCAAUCUCUGGGCUGCUGUACGCAAUCGUGGUUGCCAGUUUCUUGGGCCAGCAAUGCAGGAAGAAGCWUUGAAACUYAUUCUUCUUGCUCUUGAGGGAGGAGAGUCUCUGUGCAGAAAAGUCCUUGUGUUGUUUGUUGUGCAGAAAUUGGAAAAUGUGUUUCCCCAAGCCUCUAAAACAAGUAUCGGCCAUGUGGUUCAGUUGUUGUACCGAGCUUCAUGUUUUGUGGUGACUAAAAGGGACGAUGACUCUUCAUUGAUGCAGUUGAAAGAGCAGUUUCGKACCUAUGAUGCCCUGAGAAGAGAGCAUGAUGCUCAGAUAGUUCAAAUCGCAAUGGAAGCAGGGCUUCGCAUAUCACCUGAGCAGUGGUCUUCUGUUCUCUAUGGGGAUUCAGACCACAAGUCGCACAUGCAGUCAAUCAUAGACAAGCUCCAGACACCACAGUCUUUCUCCCAGAGUAUAGUGGAACUAAUCUUUGCUCUACAACGAUCCAAUGACCCUGGUGAACUCAUCAAACUAAGACCUCACUUUGAGCUUCUGUCAAACAUUGAUGCCUCUCCAGAAGCCAAAGCUCCAGAAUGGGAUGAGCUUGAGGAAGCGAUGAAUGCUGUUCACGCUGUUGUUAGUGGACUUGUGAACUUUUCAAGGGUUUAUGGAACUAAAAUGAAAGGAACUGUGGACCAACCUCAGCCCAAUCACAACCAUAGCAAGUACAAGACCAGCAUGUGUAGGGACUAUCAGAAACCUGGAGGCUGCCCUAGAGGAUCAUCUUGCUCUUUUGCUCACUCGGAAGAAGAACUCGAAAAAUUCGGUAGAAGAAAGCCAAACAAGGGAAAAGGAGGCAUUGUAGCAAGGGGACCUUCAUCAAUGUCCUCAGAUAUCUCUUAUUCCUCAAUGGARAAUGGACUGGACCAAACAGCCAACACAGGRAGCCCACAGUCUCAACACAUGAACGGAUCUGCUCGGUCUUCUCCAUGUGAGUUGGCACCGGUGAAUUCAUAUGGACAACCACAGACGCAGUACCGAAGAGUGAACCAAGAUCAAACCAUGCCACAGAGAAUCAAACAAAUGAAUCUMCACAGUCCACCAGGUUACUCUUCUCCAGGGCCCUACGAUGGCCGUAUGUCAUAUCCAACCAAUGGUGAAAGAGCCAAUGGGUACUAUUAUCCUACUACCAAUGGGUUCACACCAGCUAUGGUCCCUAGGGACAUGAAAGGAGUUGCAGGGCCUCCAGGAAUUAUCACCCCACCAAGCAGUUCCCCAUUGACGAUACAGGAUGACAUGAACGGGUCACGUGAGAAUGGCAUGACCAAUGGGCAUGUAGAAAAUGGMAUGGGACGUAGGCUGGCACAUGGCCGUCAGUUUGAUCCAAAUCCGCGCCGUAGGACCCAAGGAUACGUCUUUGAACCAGGCUAUGGCGGGUACGACGCCUACUUUCCAUCCAAUGGCUACCCCCCUCAAUUCAGGCACCCCCAUUUCCACGACCCCUAUCAUGUACCCAUGACAAAUCGUCCUGAUGCUUGUGGAUUUGAUUACGUUUGCCAACCUGCCAUGUAUGAGCCAAGACCUGAGUACAUUGUUGAGAUGAACGGAAUGGCGAACAUGAACGGUAGGAUCGGUGAAGUUUAUCGUACAAGACGUCCUUAUAUUCCAGAUGAUAGAGAGCUUCAAGACUCUCCAAGAACGAGUGACCUUAGCGAGGAGUCCGACCAUCUUGAUCAAGAGUGGUUUCGUGCACGACGUAAAGACACCACCAUGUCCAACACAAGCAGCGGCGUGAGUAGCGGUUCUCCGUUAAGUCGCUCCCCCACAGCUAGCCAGGCAUCGUCUUCUAGUCUAUCUCCUCGACAAGAUAGUCCCGUUAUUUGGCAAAUUGGCGGUGAUGGUGACAAGAUUCUCGAGACCUAUAGGUGGUCGACAACCAAUGAGGUCAAUGAGGUCAACAAGUCAAUAAAGGAGCUAUGGCAGCAGCCACUUGUUGACCGCCGGUCAACCUUCUCAAGGCAUGAUCAGGAUCAAAUCUCUUCCGAUGCACUAUUUGCUCUUCGCCUGCAAGAAGAAGAGAACAAGUCCCUCCUAGAGACAAAGAGUAUUGACAAUGGUGAAAGUUUACUCAGGCAGCGAAGAGAACUCGAGGAACAGGAAAGACUCAAAGUCCGAAGAGAACAGGAAGAAAACGACCGUCGUAUAGCACUAGAAGCACAAGCUUUCGAAGAAGAAGACGAAAUGAAACGAACGACCGAGUCCGAGCAUGAUCGUCUUUAUAAGGAGCGAAUGAAACUCCUUGCCAAGCAAAACAAGGAACACCAAGAAAGAAAAGACAGAAAGUUAGCACAGCAAAUCGCUUUUGAAGACGCCAAAAACCAUGGACUUGUGCCGACUCGACCAAURGGCUACAAYUCGAGCCUGAUCCCUCGUGGAUCCACGAGUUGUCGUUAUCACGGGACUCGUGACGUAAGACCAAGUAACUUCAGUGCUUUCGGGAGUAUCGGCUCGUACCGCAACGGUUGCUCUCCUUUGUAUGGAGAAGAUGACGUCGUUGACUCACCACGUCACACGUGUAGAGAAGACGUCAUCACGUUUACUGGAUAACGUCACCAGCACGUUCAUCGAAAUUCUUGGUAUAUGUAAUGAUUGUGUAUCUAGUAUCUAGUUCUAUUUAGCCAGUUUUUCCUUUGUUUAUCCAAAUGUUUUGCAGUAUUUUAGACUUGUUAUAAUGUCCAGGCAAUCUACGCUUUGGAUUCGACACGAAUUUAAAUUGUUAAACGUCGCCAAGCACGUAAUAAUUAUAAGAAGGUGGGGGUCUGGGGACGAAGAUCCUUCAACUAUUCUGCCCCAGUCCCUGCGCUCCUUGAGCAGCCUUUAAUACAAAGUUAGCUUUUCUAACCAAAUUGAUUUUAAACUUAUAAAAGAUAAUCACAUGCACACAGAUUAAGUUAAUCCUAUUAUAGAUUUUAGCAAUUUAUAUAUGUUUCUAUUCGACAACUUAUCUCGUUGUAUUAACGGUGGGCCUGAAAGGCGAGACGUCUUGCCAGUUAUUUCCAAAACUAAUAACUGUAGAUGAUGAAAUAUGAUAKAACUUAGGGGGGAGGGRACAGAGGGUAAUGAGCCCACCCCAGGUAUCAUAUCAAAUCUAUCCUAUUGUACAUACAUUUAAUUCUUAAUGUUCGCGGUUCUAUAGAGAUGUUUCUUACUCCAAAGAACGUAGUUAAAAUAGCUCUUUGAUCCUAUGAAGUGAUCUAUUGUUGUAAAUUUUGUAAAAUCUCACGUAUUUUUCUCGCGUGAUUAAUGAAUUGGAAAUUUAGCCAGAGUUCACCUCUGAUUUAGCUUGUAUUAGUAAAUGGAUUUAAUAGUGAAACUAGAAUCAUUUUAAUGAUAACAGGAAGUACUCCAAUGCAAUUCUUUUUUAUUUGUAAUUUAGCUUUCUCAAAGUUUUCGCGUUUGUCUCACGGUCUUGGAGAUUUGUUGUCAUAGAAACCCAGUUAAAACUGGACACUGUUGUCUUGAUUCAAAGGUUAAGUACGAAUAGCCGACGAAAGAUAUUUUGGUCGCCAUGCACAAUAGAAUUGUAUACGAGACUACGGAGAAAUAAAUGAAUACAUUAAUUAAGAUCCUCUUUUCCCCACUCGAAGCCUCGUCUGCAAUAGCCGAUUUAUGAAUUUCGCAACAGUAUUUUUUUCGUAAAAAGACAUUUUUUUCACGAAUGACUGAUCUUUAUGUUCAGCGUCUCAUUUUGAUUCUUUGGCGGUUGAUUAUUGAGGCGAAAAUCGAAGUUGGCCGUUCUUUUGUACAUGGUUACUCCACCGAAAGUCGAAAGUCGGCACUUUCCUUCAGGCGUGCAGCAUAAACCAAGUGCACAGCGUAUCCUCGAGUGUCUAAGCAUGAAAGAAUGGGUAUUUCCAAUAUAUUUUUCUUUUAAUGUUAAGUCUAUUGAAUGGAAAUCUGCAUUAGAUUAAAAAAUUUGCAAUACUAUUUUGGAAAAUAAAAUGACUUUAAAAUUAUGACCACAUUUUUUAAAAUAUAAUACAGGAACAACCAGCCAUUUUGAAAAUAGCUUUUGCACAUGCUCAGUGUUGUUCGCCUCGUUUUAAUGCCGGGCGUGGUUACUUUUCAAUAUGGCGGUGCAAAUUUUGUUUGUAGCAUUUGAGUUCU